AUUAUAAUCAAUUAUAUUAACAAUUGCGCAUGCGUUGAAACUGGUGUAUUAUAAACUCCGCGCCAAAAACUGAAACCUUCGUUUAGAUUCGUAUUUGUAUGUUAAUUGUAUAAGCGUAAAUUAUUGGUGAAUUUUUUAAUAGAAAAUAAUUUUUUGUUGGGUGCUGUAGAAAUAUUGUAAUUGUAUUAUUUGUGCAUGGAGGGUUUGAAAUGUCUCAACACGGUGCUGCUUUGCAAACUUAUAAUCAAGAACUUGUAAAGUGUUUAGAAGAGAUGAAAUUGAGGCGUACAGAGUUACAAGCGGAAAUUGAAUCUCAGGAAGAAGAAAAGAAUCAUUUGCAAAGAGAAAUAGAAAAGUUGUCUUAUAAAUUAACACGCCUAAAUGAUAGUUUAACUAAAAAGAUAGCAGUCAGAAAUGAAUAUGAUAGAACUAUUACAGAUACAGAAACAGCAUAUGUAAAGAUUUUGGAAAGUUCACAACUUUUGUUAAAUAUGAUCAAGAGAGAAGCUACAAAUUUAGACCAAACAUUAGUUAAAGCUAACAUGGACAAGCAACAGUGUUAAUGAUAAAUGUAAAAUAAAAAUUAAACAAAAUGGAGAACACUGUGUUUAUAAAUUUACAAAAUAUAUUUAUUGAACUUGUAACUAUAAAUAGAGACAAAUCUACAGAUAUCAGUGCAGCAAGUACAAAAUUGUAAAUAUCUAAAAAAUUUACAACUUGUUCUUUAAAAUCCUUAUAUUUAUGUGAUAGAAUAUUUUAUUUUUUUAUAAUCUAUAAUCUAUAAUCUUAUGUUGCAGUUGUAUUUUCAUUUUUUAUGUAAGGAUGAUAUCAAAUAAUUUACUUUUGUUAAUAAAGUUUGUGUGAGAUAAUA
This is a messenger RNA of Bombus impatiens (common eastern bumble bee), 871 nucleotides long. RefSeq names its product Sjoegren syndrome nuclear autoantigen 1 homolog. Gene Ontology annotation, cellular component: centrosome; ciliary basal body. NCBI's taxonomy places the organism in Eukaryota, Metazoa, Arthropoda, Insecta, Hymenoptera, Apidae. The record is from RefSeq and is a predicted model, not a curated record. The transcript is spliced from 3 exons. Bases 210 to 563 code for a protein of 117 amino acids.